Molecule: messenger RNA, 1461 nt
Organism: Brassica napus (rape)
Lineage: Eukaryota; Viridiplantae; Streptophyta; Magnoliopsida; Brassicales; Brassicaceae
Product: transcription factor MYB56-like
Exons: 3
Coding region: 297-1271 (324 amino acids)
Biological process (GO): regulation of DNA-templated transcription
Cellular component (GO): nucleus
Molecular function (GO): DNA-binding transcription factor activity, RNA polymerase II-specific; RNA polymerase II cis-regulatory region sequence-specific DNA binding
Source: RefSeq, a predicted model, not a curated record
UUUUGAUAUGUAAAUAAACCAGCUAACAAUAAAAAUUUCAAGUAAAUUGAAUAACAACUCAUCAUCAGAUUUUUAUAAUAUUAUUUAUAUAUGUGAAUAUAUGGUGUGAAACUAAUCCUAUAUAUAUAGUAGCUUGUGAAUACAUGUCAGUCAAAUUCAUACAUAAAUCCAUAAAAAAUUAGAGAAUCUCAUUUUCCUCUUCCACCAUAUAAACAGUGGAAAGCCAUUCAAGUGCUCUCCCCUCUCUUAUUCCUGGCUUCUUCCUCUAAUCUCUAGCCUCAGAAAGAAAGAACAAAAUGAAUCCAAAUCUCCUUAAGAACAAUCUUACAGGUAAUUAUACCAUCAAUGACUCUGGAAGAUUCGAAGUAAGAAACAACUUCAGAUCUCCACCACACUCGCACCCCAACUUCUCUCUCGCAAGAAAACAUCUUCACAACAAAUCAGUCUCAGUCUUGGAGUCAGGAGAUGAACAUGAGAAAGAGAGAGGUGGAAAUGGUUUGAAAAGAAGAGGUAAAAAUGGAAUAAAUUCCAAACUAUGCUCAAGAGGACACUGGAGACCAACAGAAGAUGCUAAACUCAAGGAGCUUGUUGCCCAGUUUGGCCCCCAAAACUGGAACGUGAUUGCUCACCACCUUCUUGGUAGAUCAGGCAAGAGUUGUAGAUUGAGAUGGUUUAACCAACUUGAUCCAAGAAUUAACAAGAGAGCAUUCACCGAGGAAGAAGAGUCUAGGCUUUUAGCUGUUCACCAAGCCUAUGGCAACAAGUGGGCUUUGAUCUCACGUCUCUUCCCGGGUCGGACAGAUAACGCCGUCAAGAACCAUUGGCACGUCAUCAUGUCUCGACGGACUAGAGAGAGUCAACGACAACGUCAAAUGCAGACUCCUCAGGCACCGUCAGGAAACGCUGAAAUAGUCUCUUCCUCGUCCAGCUAUAAUCACGGUGAGUUAUUCGGUACGGUCGCGAAUGGUGCUGUCGUCAACGGAGAAGAUGAUGACGGCGAUGAUGAAGAUGCUUCGGCUGUCUCUACUUGUACGACGGAGCUAUCUCUCACUCCACCCUCUUCAACUCACCAGGCUCGCUUCUUGAAUUACGAUAGUACCCUUGUCCCAGGUAAAGAUGGUCAGUGUGUGCAGAGAGCAGAAGUAAAUGGCAGAUAUAGUAAAAAGAUGGACCAUCAAAAUCACCACACAAUCACAGUCAGUGAAGAAAGGAAAGUGGAGAUGCAGAGUGGCUUUUACUUCUUUGAUUUUCUUGGAGUUGGAGCUUCUUGAUUAAUUAAUUAUAUGGAGAGUUAUUCCAUGUCCAUAAGAAACUUUCUAGAGUUCCUAGACAAAAAUAUUUAUCAUUUAAUAUAAUUUAGUUAUAUAAUUAAAACUUAGUCUUAUAAUAAGAAUUGAACCGAUAAGAAGAGAUGAGAGUGUUCGUAGAGCACAUACAAUGGUGAGUCACUCAUCCAAAUUU